Sander lucioperca (pikeperch) is the source of this 1487-nucleotide messenger RNA. It is a transcript of the gene nsmce1, whose product is annotated as NSE1 homolog, SMC5-SMC6 complex component. The transcript is spliced from 8 exons. The record is from RefSeq and is a predicted model, not a curated record. NCBI's taxonomy places the organism in Eukaryota, Metazoa, Chordata, Actinopteri, Perciformes, Percidae. Gene Ontology annotation, molecular function: ubiquitin-protein transferase activity. Gene Ontology annotation, cellular component: Smc5-Smc6 complex; nucleus. The coding region runs from base 149 to 892 and encodes 247 amino acids. Gene Ontology annotation, biological process: DNA damage tolerance; double-strand break repair via homologous recombination.
ACUUAUUACUUAAUAUUACUUACUCUGACUUAUUCUGACUGUAGAGGCUCGUUUCUGCUAAGUAUUCAAACAUUUGAGCGGCCGAAAAACGUUAAGGUUAACCGUUAACCGACAAAUUCUCUACUUUGGCACAGAUCAGUCCAGAGACAUGGCACGACAGAUGGAAGACAGCCAUCGACGGUUCCUACAGACCAUGAUGGCCAAUGGCAUCGUUGAUGAGCAAAGUGCAAGGACGCUCUAUCAAUAUUGUUGUGAAACUCACAACACACAGCACACCCCCGAUAAACUGGAUGAUUUCAUUGAAACCAUCAACUCAAAGCUGCAGCCCAUGUUCAUGCAAGUUAGAAAAGGGAUGUCUGAAGACAACGGUCAGCAGUUCUACGCUUUGGUGAACAUGGCUGAGACUGAUGUCACCAGGAUGUCGUCAGAUUAUGCUGACAAUGAGCUGGAGCUGUUCAGGAAAACGAUGGACCUGAUCGUGUGCUCUGAGAAUGGCAAGGCCUCCUCCACUGAUAUUCUGAACAGCGCCGACACCCUGACCACCAAAAAGCUGAAGAAGAGCGAGACCGAGCACCUCUUGAACCGACUCGUGCAUGACAGAUGGCUCAAUGAGAAACGGGGUGAAUACACUUUGUCCACCAGAUGUAUUAUAGAGAUGGAGCCAUACAUUCGCUCAAUGUAUCAGGACCAGGUCAAAGUGUGCCACAUCUGUCGCAACAUCGCUUUCCAGUGCCAAAUUUGUGAGAAGCCUACAUGUGGUAUAAAAAUACACAACCCCUGUGUGGCCAGGUAUUUCAAAGGAAGAGCAGAGCCGCGGUGUCCAGCUUGUGAUGACUUUUGGCCUCAUGAAAUCCCUGAAGUCAGACGGCCCCGGUCUCAGUCAAAACGAUGAGGACUUCAGCAUCAAAUGUGUUUUUUUGUUUGUUAAAGUUGUUUAGUAUUUUUAACAUAACUUUGUAAUAAACCAAACUGUUAAUAUAAAUGUCUUUUUAUAGUUAUUUUUUACAAAAAUGAAUGAGAAUGUGUUUCACUGAAAUGUCUUUGUUUAUUUACACACAAUCUUCAUGAAAAAACGCCGUUUCUUAUUCUGCUAAUUUUGUACACAAUAUAUCUGCAUCUGAAUGUUUGUUCCGUCCUUUAUUCUUUCCCUGUAGUCAUUUUCAGAUUGCUCCCUUCUAUAUGCCACUUUAAGCUGAAUUAUUAAGAACAUAACAAAGCUUCUCAAAAUGUAAUGUUAAAACACUUUUUGUUUCAUCCAUGAUAAUUCUCUCCAACAAGAUUCUGCAUCUGACAGAUCAGGCCAUAACCACUGGAAACAGAAAUCAUAAAGUCUGCUGUUAAACAUUUUUUCAAAGUGGUUAUGGUUUGAAUUAUAUUAGUUUUGCAUCGCUGAUGAAUCCAUACAUGUAUAAUUCACACGUUAACUUGAUAAUCCUGUGUUUGAAUGGAAUUACUGAGAUAGUGAUUAAAUACAUUUCACAAUUUGA